AUGGGGAGCCGUGUUGCGGUGGUCCAGGCGCGCGCGGCCCGGGAGCGUGAGGCCGGUGCAGCGGGUCGCCGCGGCGCCCUGCUCUCCGCGGAGGAUUCCCCAACGAGCGCGGCCGGAAUCAAGCAGGGCAUCGCCGACAUGGUGACCAAGGGUGGCGACCCGUCCGAGGGCGGCGGCGACGACGACGUUGGCGGGUGUCGCCGCGCUCGCGCUCACCAGCGAUGGCCCAGUCGGCAUUGCGGGCUCGUUCGAGAAGGGGAAGCUCGGCGCGAGGCGGGUGUCGCCGCGCUCACGCUCGCCAUCGACAACCCAAUCGGCCUCGCAGGCCCGUUCGAGGAGAAGGAGUUCGGCGCCCAGGUGGGUGUCGCCGCGCUCGCGCUCGACGUCGCCGACCCAGUCAGCCUCGCGGGCCCGUUCGAGGAGGAGCAGCUCGGCGCCCAGGCGGGUGUCGCCGCUCUCGUGUUCGACAUCGCCGACCCAGUCGGCCUCGCGGGCCCGUUCGAGGAGGAGCAGCUCGGUGCCCAGGCCGGUGUUGCCGCGCUCGUGUUCGACAUCGCCGACCCAAUCGGCCUCGCGGGCCCGUUCGAGGAGGAGCAGCUUGGCGCCCAGGCGGGUGUCGCCGCGCUCGUGCUUGACAUCGCCGACCCAGUCGGCCUCGCGGGCCCGUUCGAGGAGGAGGAGGAGCUCAACGCCCAGGCGGGUGUCGCCGCGUUCGCCCUCGCCGACCCAGUCGGCCUCGCGGGUCCGUUCGAGGAGCAGCAGCUCGGCGCACAGGCGGGUGUCGCCGCGCUCGCGCUCGCCAUCGCCGACCCAGUCGGCCUCGAUGUCGAGGGCCCAUUCCAGGUGUGGUACGCGGACAUCGGCGGUGAGGUUGAGCUCGCGGAGGGCUCCGACUCUGACGACGACAGCGCCGCCAGCUUCUACGUCCACGAGGAGGCUGCGGAGAACGAGGGUGGCCGUCGUCUCAGAGACACACUCGGCUUCGCACUGCUCUUUGGAGUCGGCGCCGGUGUGGUGUACUACGCCGACUUGUUCGUCGACAACGUGCAGCCGACCGUGCGCGACACCCUGCCGAAUGGGUUUCCCGGCUUGUGCGAGGCAAAUGCUUGCUACCCUCGCGGCGGCACAUCGACGGCGACAACACGUCCAGUGCCAGUGACCGAACAGCUGCCGCAAUCUGUUGAUGGGAGCACUUAUGCCCUUUCCACAGGAACACCAGUUUUUCCUCGCGUCUGUACAGGCGCUGCCGAAUGGACGCAGCAACACCAGCGAGGGGGCACCAGUACUGUCGCCACCACUCCGUGGAUGAAGCCGACGACGCUUGAGGUCCUGCCCCAGUCACGCCUGCGCAGCGUCCUCAACGACACCACUCUCGGCUUGUCCAUGCUUGUUAUGAUUGUUGUUACGGUGAUCGCCCUUGGUGUGGGCUACACCACAUUUAGACUUUACCUAAUUCCGUAUAAAUUUUCUCUGCUCAUGCUUGCGGUUAGUAGUGUGGGUUGCGACUUUACCUCAUUCCGUAUAGAUUUUCUCUGCUCAUGCUUGCGGUUAGUAGUGUGGGUUGCAGAGUUUAGAGUUUUGACUUCACCUCUGUUCUGUUGACUAUGUUUUUCGCCGGAAGGCAGACGAGAACAAAUUAAACUGAAGUUGAUUUUGGUUC
Panicum virgatum (switchgrass) is the source of this 1660-nucleotide messenger RNA. RefSeq lists its product as uncharacterized. Lineage: Eukaryota; Viridiplantae; Streptophyta; Magnoliopsida; Poales; Poaceae. The record is from RefSeq and is a predicted model, not a curated record. The transcript is spliced from 4 exons. The coding region runs from base 1 to 1602 and encodes 533 amino acids.